AUGGGUUUGAAGGGAAUUCGUACUGCUCUAAAGGUCGACCUCGACAAGCCUGCGCGUGAACAGCCUGGCUUACAUAACAGAUGGCAUCCAGACGUUCCGUCCCAUGGAAAAAUUGCCAACAAUGAGGUUGUCAAGAUCGAAUGUCUCGACUGGACCGGAGGCCAGAUCGGAAACAACGACUCAGCCGACGAUAUCAAGAAUGUAGAUCUAACCCAGAUCCAUUACCUGUCCGGUCCAUUCGACAUCGAAACCGCAGAGCCUGGCGAUGUCUUGCUGGUCGAGAUUCAGGACGUCCAGCCAUUCGAAGAGCAACCAUGGGGAUUCAGUGGGGUCUUCCACAAAGAGAAUGGAGGAGGUUUCCUAGAUCAGCUGUAUCCCGAGGCAGCCAAGGCAAUCUGGGAUUUUGAAGGAAUCUUCUGCUCAUCGCGCCAUAUCCCGCAUGUUCGGUUUGCGGGGCUUAUCCACCCUGGAAUCCUGGGGUGUGCUCCAUCGGCCGAAGUCCUGGCUGAAUGGAACCGUCGAGAAGGGGAGCUCAUUGCGGCCAAUACUGUCGCUGAUCGAAUUGUCGCUCAGCCACCUAAUCCCCAGAAUGCCCAUUCUGGCAAUGCUACCGAUGAGGUGAAGAGCAAGAUCGCUAAAGAGGGUGCUCGAACUAUCCCGGGCCGCCCGGAGCACGGAGGCAAUUGCGAUAUCAAGAACCUCUCCCGCGGAUCGAAAGUUUACCUUCCCGUCCACGUCCCAGGUGCGAAAUUCUCCGUCGGGGACCUGCACUUCUCGCAGGGCGAUGGCGAGAUCUCAUUCUGCGGUGCCAUUGAAAUGGCCGGUGUAAUCACACUGAAGUUCACAGUCAUCAAGAACGGCAUGGCAAAACUAGAUAUGAAGUCACCAAUCUUCCAUGCAGGCCCCGUAGAGCCGCAAUUUGGCCCUGGACGAUACCUCACGUUCGAGGGAUUCUCUGUCGACGAGAAUGGCAAGCAACAUUUCCUGGAUGCGACAGUUGCCUAUAGACAGACCUGUCUCCGAGUCAUUGAGUAUCUCCGGCGCUAUGGCUAUAGUGAUUAUCAGAUAUAUUUGCUGCUCAGUUGUGCGCCGGUGCAGGGUCAUAUUGCCGGUAUUGUGGAUAUCCCUAAUGCUUGUACUACGCUUUCCGUGCCGAUGGAUAUCUUUGAUUUCGAUAUUCGACCUGAGGCGGAUGUGGUCAAAAGGGAGAUGGGAGCUUGCGCUUUCGUGACGAAGUAG
This is a messenger RNA of Penicillium egyptiacum, 1239 nucleotides long. Lineage: Eukaryota; Fungi; Ascomycota; Eurotiomycetes; Eurotiales; Aspergillaceae. The record is from the annotation of a GenBank genome assembly.